Pomacea canaliculata is the source of this 1801-nucleotide messenger RNA. Its product is annotated as adenylate kinase 8-like. Bases 91 to 1527 code for a protein of 478 amino acids. The transcript is spliced from 10 exons. Gene Ontology annotation, cellular component: cytoplasm. The record is from RefSeq and is a predicted model, not a curated record. Gene Ontology annotation, biological process: nucleoside triphosphate biosynthetic process. Lineage: Eukaryota; Metazoa; Mollusca; Gastropoda; Architaenioglossa; Ampullariidae. Gene Ontology annotation, molecular function: ATP binding; nucleoside diphosphate kinase activity; AMP kinase activity.
CUCUACCUUUGCUUCGUAGCAACCGAUGAAAACAUCCAAGGGCGCCUGGGUUCAUCUUUGAAGGUAGGAGCCAGCACAGUACCCAGAGGAAUGGACCAAACAAAGCGACCACUACAAAUUCCUCCUGAAUUUUCGACAUAUGCAGAAAAGCAUGGGAUUUUUGACUUAUACAAGAGACUGAUGGAGCAACUGAUCAUUAACCGCCCCUCAGACCCUAUUGCAUUUCUGAUAGAAAUGCUAAAGCUUGACAACAAUGAUGUCCCACAGAUAAUGAUACUGGGGCCACCAAUGGCAGGUAAACACAGCAUCAGCAAGAUGGUUUGUGGAAGGCUACGUACAGCACACAUUACACCUGAUAAUCUGGUACAAGAGGCUGAUUUGAAACUUCGUGACAAAGCUGAAGAAUACAUUAAAGCCAAGAAACCCAUUCCAACUGAAGUGUGGGUGUCAAUCCUUCAAGAGCGCAUGAAGCUAUUUGACUGCGUCAAAAAAGGAUGGGUUUUAGAAGGAUUUCCACAAACACGACAAGAAGCACUUGCACUGCAGGAGCUUGGAAUCUACCCAAAGCACUGUGUGGUGCUGGAUGCCCCAGACACAGUACUGAUAGAACGUGCAGCAGGCAAAAGGAUCGACCCCAAAACUGGAGAUGUUUACCAUACAACAUUCGACUGGCCAAAUGCUACGGACAUCCAAGCAAGACUGGAAGAGGGUCCUGGCCAGAGUGAGCCAGAGAUGGUGGACAAGCUUGUGAAGUACCACCGGAAUGCUGACGGAAUUCUUCGCUGUUACAAUUCUGUCAUCAAAGUCAUAAAUGCUGAUCAACCCAAGGCAGAUGUUUUCUCACACGUGAUGGUAUUCCUUCAGAGUCAGCCACGUUCUAACACACCUCGCACCCCCCGCAUCAUCCUUUUGGGCCCCACAGGGGCAGGCAAAGGUGUCCAAGCUUCCCUGUUGGCCAAUAAGUACAACUUUGUGAAAGUAUCCUGUGGCCAGCUCAUUAAACAGGCCAUCACCAGAGAGACAAAGGCUGGAAUGGCAGCCAAACCAUAUGUGGAAAAGGGCAUGAUAAUGCCUGAUAACAUUGUAUUGAACAUACUGAAAGAACGUAUGUGUCAGUUGGACUGCCAGACACGUGGUUGGGUUCUGAAAGGCUAUCCUUAUACACGUGAGCAGGCUGAACAACUUGAUAAGGCUGGACUAGCCCCAAACAGAGUUUUUUUCCUGGACAUUCCUAAUGAUUCCGUCAUCGAGCGUUUAACCCAAAGAGCCGUCGAUCCUGUCACAGGGGACCAGUAUCAUAUGUUGUACAACCCUCCACGUACCCAAGAAAUUAAGGACAGGCUGGUUAAGCAUCCUAAGGAUUCUGAAGAAGAGGUACGCAAGCGACUCAUGCAGUACCAUGCUUAUGUUGAGGAGCUUGUGGAUUAUUAUGUUGAUGCUCAACAUAUGAUUGCUGACCAAGACCCACAUACUGUAUUUGAAUACCUGGAAAGCAUGACUGUCAAACCUCUGCCUCGGCACUACUGAGAAAUGAUGAAAUACCUUUCUGUCACACUUAGAAAAAUGUGGAAAGCAGACUGAAGGCAGACCUCUAUAUGGUCAUCGUUUGCUUUUUUAAAAAAACGACAAUAGAAUAUUUGUCAACACAUUUGCCAGUGUGGACCCGAAUAAUUUAUGAGUUUUAUGUUAUAAAUACACUUAAAAUAACUUAAUCAUACAGGGAGAUGUAGAAACAUGCUAAAUUUUGUAUCACUUUGCAGAUGAUAAAACUUCAAAAUAAAGAUUUUGCACAAAAUAUCUU